CCAUCGCAAGCUUCAACACCCGCAGCACUCACUUCUUCUCCCAAAUCCAGCGACGAUGUCCGGGCGCGGCAAGGGCGGCAAGGGUCUGGGCAAGGGCGGCGCCAAGCGCCACCGGAAGGUCCUCCGCGACAACAUCCAGGGCAUCACCAAGCCGGCGAUCCGGAGGCUGGCCAGGAGGGGAGGCGUCAAGCGCAUCUCCGGCCUCAUCUACGAGGAGACCCGCGGCGUCCUCAAGAUCUUCCUCGAGAACGUCAUCCGCGACGCCGUCACCUACACCGAGCACGCCCGCCGCAAGACCGUCACCGCCAUGGACGUCGUCUACGCGCUCAAGCGCCAGGGCCGCACCCUCUACGGCUUCGGAGGCUAGAUGCGUUGCGUAGUGGAGCAACUUGCUCGUUUGCUCUGCGUGAUGUGUGCUGUGGUG
Messenger RNA from Hordeum vulgare subsp. vulgare (domesticated barley), 424 nucleotides. Its product is annotated as histone H4. The record is from RefSeq and is a predicted model, not a curated record. Bases 56 to 367 code for a protein of 103 amino acids. NCBI's taxonomy places the organism in Eukaryota, Viridiplantae, Streptophyta, Magnoliopsida, Poales, Poaceae. Gene Ontology annotation, molecular function: protein heterodimerization activity; DNA binding; structural constituent of chromatin. Gene Ontology annotation, biological process: nucleosome assembly. Gene Ontology annotation, cellular component: nucleosome. The transcript has a single exon.